Hypomesus transpacificus is the source of this 1522-nucleotide messenger RNA. It is a transcript of the gene tm4sf5, whose product is annotated as transmembrane 4 L six family member 5. The record is from RefSeq and is a predicted model, not a curated record. The transcript has 5 exons. Gene Ontology annotation, cellular component: membrane. Bases 437 to 1048 code for a protein of 203 amino acids. NCBI's taxonomy places the organism in Eukaryota, Metazoa, Chordata, Actinopteri, Osmeriformes, Osmeridae.
CAUUCUGGAUUUCUAGAUUCAUUCUCUCGUCUUCCAUAGGGCACCCCUGUCCGGUUGUAGGGAGUUCGAUACAAAGAGGAGGAUAUUAUUUUACAGUCGUCGAGGAACUUUCUGAGUCACAUCACCUCUAACACCGUCCUGCUGUUGUGUGUGACUGACUCUGUUUGUCUUUCGGCUGAGAGUGGUGAGCAGUCUUUCUCCCUCAGGUCACACUUUGGUCAGUCAACGGGUGUCGUUAUUUCUUAUCACCUUACCAAAGCACCGUUUAAUCUUUGUAUUUCGGACUGAGGAAAGAGGAAUAGAAAGACGGAAGAGAGAGGAAUAGAAAGAGGAAGAGAGAGAGGGAAGCAGAAAAAUAACGUGGGAAGAAGGUGGACCAGUUGAACUACAGCAAGAAAACACAAACAGAAAAAACGAAAAGACAGAGGAGGAGAUCAUGUGCUGUACGGGGAAGUGUGCCCGCCUUGUGGGCCUGAUCCUUCUGCCCUCCGCCUUCUGCUGCAUGAUCGCCAACCUGCUGCUGUUCUUCCCCAAUGGCGAGGUCCAGGAGAACAGCCACAUCUCCCUCCAGGUCUGGCUGAUGGGGGGCCUCAUCGGGGGAGGCCUCUUUAUGCUGUGUCCCAGCUGCUCAGCUAUCAGAGCCGGGGGCAAGGGUUGCUGCGGAGCAGGUUGCUGUGGCAACCGUUGCCGGAUGUUGAACUCUGUCUUCUCAUCUGCGUUUGGCGUAAUCGGGGCGAUCUACUGCACCAGUGUAUCCUCUGCAGGGCUGGCUAUAGGACCCAAGUGUCUGACAGUCGAAGGGGGGGAUUGGACAUACCCCUUUGAAAACCCCCCAAGUCAAAACAGCAGCUACCUGGUAGACCACUCCCUGUGGGCCCUGUGCCUCCAACCCGUCAACGCGGCGUUGUGGCACAUCGUCCUGUUUGCCAUCACGCUGUGCCUGGGCCUGCUGCAGCUCGUCCUCUGCGGCAUCCAGGUCGUCAACGGCUGCGUGGGCUGCAUCUGCGGGGACUGCCGCGAAAGCAAGGAGGAUGAGGGUGGAUUGUAAGAGAUCCUGAAGGGUGGAGAUAAAGGCUCCUCAGCAAGAGGCUUCCUACAAUCAUCUUCUCUGCCGCUGUGUCGUCUGUGUCUCUUCAUGUUCCAGUUCUUUCUCCAGUGCCUUGACAGAGAUUGGUCAUGUCAAAUCUCCAAAUGUAUGAUGUAACCCUAUGAGUCAUACAUGAGCUAGUCUUCUGUGUGUUUCCAUGUCGUUGAAUUAUUAAGUUUGAUUCUCCUUCGGUAUGUAUUAUUGAGAGUGUCAGCCAGUACCCAGACACUGAGUUUGGUGCUGUACUACAAAUUGCCCCUUGCAUAGGACAUUAAGGUUUUCCAAGUCUGGUCCUAUAUCGAGGGUUCCGCAGAGAGAACAUGCACUGUACGUCACAGGAGAGGAACUCUCACAUCACGUGACUUCUUUGCCUCUGUCAAAAUGUUAUUUUUCAUGAUCGGACAAGAUGAUUGGAAUAAAAACCGUCUCCCCCCC